AUGGCUUCCUCGGUAGACUCGCCAUUGACCCAGCAGGCGAGGCCAGAUGUCUUCGAGCCGAAAGUGGUUGGACUGUAUCGGCGCCUCUUCAGAGAUGUCGAGGAUGAUGAUGAGAAAGACGGAGCAUUCUGGACAACGCUCUUUCUGCUGAAGCCCGACACAUCAGCCUUGCGAGAUAUCCUCGAAAACACAGAUUCAGAGUUCCUAAUACACACACAAGUAUGGCACCAAUCACAACAAUUAUUACUCCAUGCUCUCACCAGAGUAAAGGAUGCAGAAGGGCCUGCCGACGAAAAUGCACUUGAUACUUUGGCAGUCUUCUUCGCCAUUGUGCUAUCUAAGAAGUUCAUGAAUCCAAGCUCAGAUGUCAUCGAAGUGCUAGCUGGUCUAGACAAUGUCGACACUGUUUUCUUCGAUCUCGUCGCCACAUUAGACUUGGCCAUCAAAGAUGGCAGGAGCACUGAGGUUCGACAAAAGGCCGUUCGUACGGCGAUCGCAAUUGUGGCUGGCGGAUACCAUACAGCUCUAGUAUCAUACUUCGUGCAUCGAGACUUCUUUCCAGCUCUGAUGAAGCUGGUGCAUCAGCUUGACAAUCCAUUGCAAGCGUCGGAGCCUUUCUUGUUGACGGGCCUUCUCGCAAACUACAACAAAUUCGAGCAGCCAAACCAGUACCGCGUACGUUUUGCGGACUUUGUCAACGAGGAAACCAUGAUCAGAGUCGUGCAAAGCGUGGCAUGGACGACAAGUGUGCUGCGAGAACGCUAUAUCGCUAUCGUAGACGACACUCCUGUAGGCUGGAGUCUUGGCACUCCACUGUCCUACAUUGGCCUUGGUGCUUUGGCAGGAGUGAAGAAACCAGCAGCUCCAGUGCUUACAGAAGAGCAGCAGAGAGAAGUCUUCUCAGAGCAACCUGGUGGCGAGGCAGCCAUCCUUCUCACACUUUACGACUUUGCUUUAGCGAACAACCUGUUCUGCCAUCACCUCAUCAGCAUUCCAGCUUCUGAAAAGGGCCAAGCUCCUCCAUUCAGCAGCCUUCUUUCCUUCUCAUCCUACUUGUACCAGCAUGCAUAUCGGAGCAUGAGAGCUUCAGCAUACGCCUACCUCACCUUGCUUAUUCUUCUGAUCCUAGUCGAGGAGCCAGCUCUUGCCAAGCUUCUGUGCGAGACAUCAGCACCUGUACGCCUAUGCCGACAGAGACCGCCACAAUUGCCACUGCCCAAAGGAGACCGACCGUACAUCGCAGCUAUCAUCGAUCUGAUCGUAGACGGCAUCAAUCAUAACCUCCGCAAGCGUCUGGACACGAAUUUCUACAAGCAAAGCAUCUACGUCCUCUCACGAAUCAUUUCACAUCUCGCAAAAAGCCACACCAAACUUCCGUGCCACUGGUCUGAGCUUUGGCGCUCCCUGCUUUCUUUCGUCCGCUUCCUGACGACCUACGCCGACGAUCUUCGCAACCUGCCCGGCAUUAUGGAACUUGUCGAGUCUCUGACCGACCUCCUCACCACAGCAAUGUCAAACGGCGAAGCAUUCUUGCCGGAUUCCGCAGCCUACGAUGACCUAUUCUACAAGCUCGUCGAGUCUGGCGAAGCUUUGAUCAAAUUUCGAGACGUCUAUCGCCUGGCCGAACCUGACGAGGACAAACCCAUCAAUACCCUUAUAGGCGUAAGCAAGCAUUAUCAAGAAUUGAUCGAAAGCCACAAGAAUAAGAGCACUCACCUCACCCCUCGAGAGGUUCAGAAAAUCAUCAAAGAAGGCUACGAAACUCUCUCGAUCGAAACAAGAGAGGGUGUGGAACAGGCAAGUCAGAUGGAGAAAUACAGAGAAGUCGACCACAAAGUCGAAUUGAAGAAAAUCGCGAGAGUUACGGUCUUGGAUGCGGCUGGUCUAGUCUACUCGAUAUGA
Molecule: messenger RNA, 1902 nt
Organism: Pseudocercospora fijiensis CIRAD86
Lineage: Eukaryota; Fungi; Ascomycota; Dothideomycetes; Mycosphaerellales; Mycosphaerellaceae
Exons: 6
Coding region: 1-1902 (633 amino acids)
Biological process (GO): regulation of Golgi organization
Cellular component (GO): cytosol
Source: RefSeq, a predicted model, not a curated record